Messenger RNA from Bombyx mandarina (wild silkworm), 2482 nucleotides. RefSeq names its product neuroligin-4, X-linked. The record is from RefSeq and is a predicted model, not a curated record. Lineage: Eukaryota; Metazoa; Arthropoda; Insecta; Lepidoptera; Bombycidae.
CGUCGCGUGAUGGCGCAUGGAGUGCUUGUGGCGGUGGUGCGCGGCACUGGUGCUAGCGACGCUGGCCGCCGCCGGCCCGCGGUACAGCUCGCGGAUCGUACACACUCACACAGGAGCAAUCCGCGGCAUCAUAGUGGAACCGGCUUCCCGCCGCCUGGAACCAGUGGAAGUGUUCUUGGGUGUCCCUUACGCAGGCCCCCCGCCGCGACUUGGAGUCCCACCAGCGCCUCCAAACUGGUCCGGCACGAGGCUCGCAGACGCAUUCGCACCUGUCUGCCCCCAGCGAUACCCGGACAUAUCCAACAAGAGCGCAGCGCUGUUGAACAUGCCACUUGGCAUCUACAACGAGUUGAAGGCCGCGGUACCGAUGCUCGCCAAUCAAAGCGAAGACUGUCUCUUCCUCAACAUCUAUGUGCCCGGUAGCGGUGCGCGAGGCGUGGAGGCGCCUUACGCGGUGGUGAUGUGGCUCGGGGCGCCGUCCCACGAGUGGGGCUCCGCCAACACCCUCGACGGAGCCGUGCUGGCGGCCCGGGCACAUCUGCUCGUCAUUACUAUUAAUUAUAGGAUAGGAUUAUUAGGCUACUUAACAACAGGGAUAGACACGGACCCCGUGCAGCAAGCAGGAGGCUCGGCCCAGCUGGACGUGGCGGCGGCUCUGGGCUGGGUGCGCCGCAACAUAGCCGCGUUCGGGGGCGAUGCGCGGAGACUCACCCUCGCCGGACACGCGGCUGGGGCGGCCCUCGCCAACGCCAUGCUCAUGAUGCCGGACACUAAAGGUCUCGUAUCCCGUGUGCUGCUUCUUAGCGGCUCGGCGCUGAGUCCGACGGCUCUGGCCCCGGACGCGACGCUGACCAGGGACCACACCGCGCAAGCGUUGCGGUGCAUCCCAGAAAAUUCUAAUGAUGAGAACUGGUUUGUAGAGUGCAUCCGGGCUCGUCCACUGGCCGCUCUGUUAGCCGUGGAAGCCCCAAAGGCGCGGUUCCUCUCCGGCUGGGCGCCCUCCGUCCCCGCCGGCCAGCCCCCCACCAGGGCGCUGCAUGCGAGCGACACGUUCCUUGAUUGCUCUCUCGCUAUUGUCGUGUCUACCACGGAGAGCUAUCAGUUCUUCAAUGAAGACGAUAUCAGACAUGGAUUUGAAGAAGAGCACAGAAACCGCAUCCUCCGAACGUACGUCCGCAACGUGUACCGCUACCACCGCAACGAGAUAUUCGCGGCCAUCCGCAACGAGUACACAGAUUGGGAGAAGCCGAUCCAGCAUCCCAUCAACAUCAGAGACGCGACGCUGGACUCCCUGAGCGACGGCGCCGUGGCCGCGCCCGCGCUCCGCCUCGCACAACUACACGCGCGACGCGGCUCUACUACUUACUUUGCUCAUUUCGCUCAUCAGACCAAGGACGCUGACUAUCCUCAGCGCCUCGGAAGCAUAACAAGCGAAACUCUACCAUACUUCUUGGGUUUGCCACUUGUAAGUGGAACACCUUCAAACCUUCGCAACUACUCCCGUGGGGAUGUAGCCGUGGCCGAGUCUGCCGUCGCUCUGCUCGCUGCUUUCGCGAAAACCGGGGACCCUACGGCGCGGAGUGAGGAGAGGCAUCACGACAACUCAGUUACUUGGCCUAGAUAUGAGAUCAAUACUCAACAGUAUUUAAGUAUAGGUACAAAGCUUCGUGUGAAGAGUCACUACCGGGGUCACAAGCUAGCGCUGUGGCUGCACCUGGUCCCGCAGCUGCAUCGCCCCGGGGCCGCGCCGCGCCACCACCAGUUCCGCUCCGUGCACCCCGCCAUGUUCGCGGGAGAGAUCUUCCCAGAACUAUAUACAACUACAGCAGCUUUGGAUGAUGAUGAAGAAAUUUCCGAAGCAGAAGAAGAUUCUUCAGAGGUAGAAGAGUGCGAGCCUUCACCCUCCCCGCGACCCGCUCUGUCGGCUCUCCCUUCCCUGCAGCCCACGCCUAAAGAAGACUCACUCACGUUAGACUCACAAUAUUACAGCUACACAAUAGCCCUGGGCGUGACAGUCGGCGCUGGGUGCUUCCUGCUGGCCCUCAAUAUGCUGGUCUUCGCAGGAAUCUACCUGCAGAGAGGAAGACGCCGAAGUAGUCACAGGAGAACGAGGAGAGAAGGUAGCAGCAAUAGCCGAGCUGGAGACUCUCUGAACAGUGACCCUGCAACAGUGACGUCACCACGGAAGAGUACUCUCAAGCGCAGCAGCGAGUCAGAGCUAAAGGAAAGGUCGAGUACCGUGCCUCCACCGAAAAAACGGGUUCAGAUACAAGAGAUCUCCGUAUAGAGCAUGGCUUUCAAUGAGAAGAUAUCCAAAGACAUCAAUAGUGGUCUCACUAUUUACUACCAAGUCGCACAGCACACAAAAACAUCGGAAAAGGUCGAGUCUUCGUCUGGCAUAAACGAAGCUUUUGAGUUUCGUGAUGACCGUCGGCUCGUGUGCCGCUCGUGUGCCGCUCGUGUGUCGCUCGUGUGCCGCUCG